AUGCUAAUCGCGGGAGGCGUCCCCAGCGCCAAGGCUGGGUGCUGCCGCCGCCACAAUCGCCGAAGAAAAGAGAAAAGUUCGGUACGUGAGCGAAGCGACGCGAGCCAGCGGUGGGCCCACCCCUUGCCUCCACUGGCCAGCAGCGCCGCGUGCUCCUUGGCGCCGAGACGCUCCCUAGGCGCAGCCCUGUUCUCGUGGAGCGCGGUGGCGCUGCUUUCCCCAAGCGCGGCCCCUGGCCCGUCAAGGAACGGCAGCAAUGGAGUACCUCAGAAAGGAGAUCUUAGUACCCUGGGAGAGCAGCUAUUUGGAACAUCAGUUUAUAACUCUUCAUCUACCACAGUACCUUCUUCCAAGGAAAGACGAUUUCGCAGCACAAUCUGUGAAUCAUCUAAUUCAUUGACAUGCUUUAAUGGAGGCGAGUGUGUGCAUUGGCAGUUGUGUGACUGUAGUCGAUAUAAUGCAACUGGAUCAAGAUGUCAAAUAGUACACAACACAGGAGCAGAACGAGACAACAUUUGCCGAACGUGGGGACAAUACCAUUAUGAAACCUUUGAUGGCCUCUACUACUUUUUCUCUGGAAAAUCAACGUAUGCUCUAGUCAGGCAGAAUGAAUUAGAUGAACAGAGCUUCUCUAUACAAGUCCAUAAUGAUCCAGAAUGCAAAUCUUCUCCUUAUUCCUGUAAACGAUCUGUUAGUUUAUACUUUUCUGGAGAUGGAGAAAUCAGAUUAAGUAGUGAGGUCACUUACAAAGGAAUUGGAAUGCAGUUACCAUAUACCAUAGGGAACUUGUAUAUCCAAAAAGUUUCUGGAUAUGUGAUUGUAAGACACCAAUAUGCAUUCUCUCUGGCUUGGGAUGGUACAUCCGCUGUUUAUAUAAAGAUGGCUCCUGACUAUUUGGGCAAAACACAUGGAUUGUGUGGUAACAACAAUGCUAUUCUGCAAGAUGAGCUAGCCACUAGUUAUGGAAAACUUACAGAAGACAUUGAAGAGUUUGUGGAAAGCUGGAGAGAAAAUCCUCCCCAAGAGAAUCUUGUCUCCUGGGAUACCUCAUUUAACUAUAAGCCACCUUGUCUGACUCAAACUCAAGGAUUUUUACAGAGGACAUACACAUUAUGCAGCAUGCUGCUCUGGCCCCCCUUCAAAGAAUGUCAUGACUUUGUGAGCCCAUUUCCUUUCAUGGCAAGUUGUACAAAUGACCUAUGCAUGUCAGAGGCAGACGAUGCAACUUGGUGUCGAGCAUUAACUGAAUAUGCAAGGACCUGUGCUCAAGCAGGAAAGCCUCUCCAUGAGUGGCGGGCACAAUUUGAGCAAUGUGUUGUUAAAUGUGAGGAGCAGCUUGUCUACAAUGAAUGCAUUGACUGUUGCCCAGUUUCAUGUCAGCAAAAAAUGCAUUGUGUUGACAGUGAACUUCCAUGUGUCGAUGGAUGCUAUUGUCCAGAUGGGCUCAUUUAUGAAAACAGAUUAUGUGUAAGACCUACUGAAUGCCCUUGUGAAUAUCAUGGAACUAUCCACAAAACUGGUGCUUUAAUUCAUGAAGAAUGCAACAACUGUACAUGUUUUGGAGGAAAAUGGAUUUGCACAAAUCUGACCUGUCCAGCUGAAUGUUCAGUCUCGGGAGAUAUUCACUUCAUGACGUUUGAUGGACGCAAGUAUACUUUUCACGCUACUUGCCAGUAUAUUCUGGCAAAAAGCCUCACCUCUGGCAAAUUUGCUGUGACUCUGCAAAAUGCUCCUUGUGGACAGAAUCAAGAUGGAGCAUGUAUCCAAUCAGUCAGUCUUAUUCUCAAUCAAGAUUCCAAGAGGCAAGUGACUCUGACCCAUUCAGGAGAUGUUUUGGUAUAUGAUCAGUACAAAGUUAAUCUACCUUACAUUGAUGAUUCUUUUGAAAUAAGGAAGCUUUCCUCUGUAUUUUUGCAAAUAAAGUCAUAUAUUGGAUUACAAAUACUUUAUGACCAGGAGGGUUUGAGACUCUAUCUCAAAGCUGAUGCUAGAUGGAAAGAUGAUACUAUAGGCCUCUGUGGAACCUUUAAUGGAAACACUCAAGAUGACUUUUUAUCUCCAGUUGGAGUCCCAGAAAGUACACCUCAGCUUUUUGGAAAUUCCUGGAAAAUAUCAUCAGCCUGUGGUUCUGAGCAUGAUAAUUCACCAAUGGAUCCAUGUGAUGUUCAUCUUCAAGCAGCUGCUUAUGCAACAGAAGCCUGCAGCAUCAUUACGAAAGAACUCUUUGCCCCAUGCUAUUCCUAUCUGAGUCCUCUUCCCUAUUUUGAACAGUGUAGAAGAGAUACCUGUAAAUGUGGGCAGAUCUGUAUGUGCUCCACUCUGUCCCAUUACGCCCACCUGUGCCACAGAUUUGGAGUGGUGAUAGACUUUCGGAGUAAUGUCUCAGAAUGUGCUCUUUCAUGUGAAGAUACAAAGGAGUACAGUACCUGUGUAUCUACCUGUGGCAGUACCUGCCAAGCAUUCUCCAUGCCAGAGACGUGCAGCGAUGAUUGUGUUGAAGGCUGCACCUGUCCCCCUGGAAUGUAUCUGAACAUCAAAACUGACAGAUGCGUGCAACAAAAUGAAUGUCCCUGCUAUUUUCAAGGUAUUGACUACCCACCUGGAGAAAAUAUAAUCACAUCUUUUGGAAAGUGCCAUUGCAGAGAUGGGAUGAUGAACUGUGAGGAAGACAACAUUGCUCAUGACUGCCCAGAUGACCAAAUCUAUGUAAACUGUAGUAAUCCACAAACCAUGGAACUUGGCUGGGAGAGAACAUGUGAAAAUCAACUGCUAAACUUCACUGCCUCUGCACAUCUUCCUUGCUUUUCAGGAUGCAUGUGCCCGCAUGGCCUUGUUAAACAUGGUGAUGCAUGUUUCAAGUCAGAUGAAUGCCCAUGUACUUGGAAAGGCAAAGAGUACUUUCCUGGAGACAAAGUAAUUUCUUCUUGCCAUACCUGCAUCUGCCUUCAUGGGUCAUUUCAAUGCAGUUUCCACCCUUGCCCAUCAAUGUGUACAACAUAUGGAGAUCGCCACUACAGAACUUUUGAUGGUCUUUCUUUUGAUUACAUUGGAAAUUGUAAGGUUUAUCUGGUUAAGAGUUCAUCAGUGACUAGUUUCUCAAUCAUCAUAGAAAAUGUUAACUGCUUUAAUACUGGAAUCAUUUGCAGAAAGUAUAUUUUCAUUAACAUUGGAAAAUCAUUCAUAAUAUUUGAUGAUGACACUGGGGAUCCGAGUCCAUUGAGUUACAUAGACAAACAACAGCAAAUAUAUAUAUGGAAAGCUGGAUUUUUCACACUUGUUCAUUUUCCUAAUGAACACAUCACAGUAAUGUGGGAUCAAAGAACAACUGUUCAUGUAGAAACAGGCCCUCAAUGGCAGGGUGCGCUGUCUGGAUUAUGUGGAAAUUUUGACUCAAAAACAAUAAAUGAAAUGAGAACUCCAGAAAAUUUUGAGUUAACAAAUGCACAAGAAUUUGGGAGUAGCUGGGCAGCUGUAGAGUGUGUUGACAGCUCUGACAUUCGGCACCCAUGCAUUUUAAAUCCACUCAGAGAACCAUUCGCCAAGAAAGAAUGUGGAAUUCUAUUAAGUGAAAUAUUUGAGUCUUGCCAUCCAGUGGUUGAUGUCACCUGGUUUUAUUCAAACUGUUUGGCAGACACAUGUGGUUGUAACCAGGGAGGAGAUUGUGAAUGUUUCUGUACAAGUGUUUCAGCCUAUGCACAUCAAUGUUGUCAACAAGGAGUUACAGUAGACUGGAGAUCUCCUAGACUGUGUCCUUAUGAUUGUGAAUAUAUCAAUAAAGUACUGGGAAAGGGUCCCUACAAGCUGGUCAGCUACUUGGACAGAGAAAUUGCAAUUGCAGCCAAACUGCCUGGUGGCUCUGUUUUUCUAGCAAGAGGAGAUGGCUUUGUUCCUGGGGAUGCAGUGAACUUUAUGCUGACGUCAGGACUGUAUAAGCCGAAAGCACAUGAUCCAAACCUGGUUUCAUUUGAAGCAGUUGACAGACCAAAUUACUUUCUUUCGUUAGCUUCCAAUAAUAGCCUGGUUCUUUCUAAGUGGGAGAGAAAUGAAACUUUUCAGAAUAGAUCAACAUUUGCCAUCCACAAAAACACAUGGCUCCCAGGCUACAGUUCUUUUGAGUCAUUUGCAGUGCCGGGUGCCUUCAUCCACAUUUCAGCUUCCACUGUGAAUAUUGUUAAAUAUCAUCACACUAAGGCAUUCAGACUUUCUACACUUUUUAAACUUGUAGAUACCAAGUUUCAGUUUCUAGCCCACUCAACAUGUGAAUGGCGUUAUGAUGUCUGUACAAGCCCUUGUUUCAAAACCUGCAGAGAUCCCUUGGCAGAACAUUGUCAGACUGUACCAAAAGUGGAAGGAUGUGUUCCUAUGUGUCCUUUGAAUAUGGUUCUGGAUGAAGUCACUCAAAGAUGUGUCUAUUUUGAAGACUGCAUUGAACCGGCAACGGAAGUUCAUAUUCCACCAUCCACUUUAAAGACACAUGCCACUUCUGUGGCUCCUCAAACGUCUGCAGCAGUUUUGAGUAAAGAAAUAACAUCAUCUCCAGGGCUGGCAUCAAAAGACAGGGAAACAACGCAUGCAUUGAAGUGGCAAUUCAGUUCAACCAUAGAAACAUCUAAAUUUUCUACUCUUUUGUUGCCAAAUAUUACAUUCAUAGCCACAUCUGCAACAUCUAAUGUUUCAACACAUUCAACUUUUCGUACAAGUGCAAUGCCAAUAUUUUCACACCCAAUAUCUGAUGAUAGUAUCCCUUUUGUAGAUGAUGUUCCUCCAUCAACAACUGCAAUAGUUACAGGCACUUUGCCUGGUAAACAAACUAGUAGUACAACAAUCUCUUCAAUACCAUCAGUAUCUAUAACCACCAAAACAGAAGAGAAACUAAUUUCUACUCCAACUAUUAUUGUGACACCAUCCAUUAUUACAGAUGAUAAAUCACCAGCCACAACUAGAGCAGUAUCAGAAACACAAGUAUCAGCCACCACAGAGGAAACAGAAAGAACAGUUGAAAGUAUUACAGAAGACAAACCUUCUUUCAUAGUGACAUCAAGAACAGAAAGAACAAGCCAGUUUUUUACCAAAGCCACAUUGCCAUCUUUGGAAAUAUCUUCCCAUUUGCCCACAGAGAAUCACACAACAACUUCAGAUAGAACAAAGCUGGAUGUGAGUCAAGUGUCUAUAACGGAUGCCAGUGUGACUGUAACUUCAUUUCCACCUUUAUUUACUUCUUUGUCAACACUAAAGCCAGUUGUGAAGCCAGUUACUUCAGAAACAACAAAAACAACAGUUGCUUUAAUCAAAGAAGGAAUUAAAACCACAUUUAUUUCAGUACCUCCAGCACUUACACAACGAACCACCACAAUCCCUACACAUCUAAGUGUUUUACUUUUUUCUACAGUUAAAAAAGAGAUCGCACAAACAACAUCAAGUGUUACACAUCAACCAAGUUCAUAUUUUUCUGUAUAUUUAAGUACAACCUCAAGGCCUGGUAUUUUUUCUUCCAAACUCCCUGGAGUACCUGAUACAACUUCUCCAACUUUAAUAGACUCAAAAGAAUUGACAAGUGAAUAUUCACAGUUGGUUCAGCCAAACAUUACAAAGGCUGUAACUGCUUUACACACUCAAUAUCCUGCUUCAUCUCAUACCGUAAGAAUUACACCUCUCUCUACAAAAGCAAGUUCUGAAAUGACAACACCUGCAGAAUCAUCAACACCUAUUUCAGUCUCCCAUAAAACAUCUACAGAAUACAAACCGCCUUUAUCCUUGAAAACUACAAAGAUAAGUUUUGAACUAGAUUCUGUUGGUGUGACAAAAUCAGAAACAACAGAAUCCGAUUUUACUAGAGAACCCACAGCCAUGGUUGUCCCAGUUUCAUUGGUAACUGAAAAAAUUGAACCAGUUCAAACAACUAGAUAUCCAUUUACUCUACAUGCUAUGGCUGAUACAAAAAAAGUAACAGUAUAUCUUGGCACAACAAAGUCAGAAAAAACUGACUCUACUACUCCGCUACCAGUGUCCAUUUCUACAGCAGUGAUAUCAAAGGGAGUCACUGGUCCAGUGCCUUUAUCACCUGAACCUCAGGUUACCAUGGCAGCUACCCAUAUUCCAAUAAGAGCAAAGACAACAUCAAUGUUUUCAGUGUUGCCCCUUACAACAGAGCUACCAAGCACAGUAACCUCAAGAUCAACUUCAGAAUUUACAAUAAAAGAAACUUUACAUGACACUGGUGUUACUUUGUCCCCAUACACUAAAUAUAGCAGCCAGUCGUCAACUGUUGCAGAAGUAACAUCAACCGAAGGAAUAUCAACUCCCUCUUCCUCCGUUACUCUUCCUUUAACAACACUUGCUACCACAGAGACAACAAUUCACCCAGAUACUUUAACACAAAAAAUACCUGAAAUAGCAGCCACUACAAAACUGCCAACUGAGACAAUAAAAUUGUCAAUGACUUCAAAUGCUACAUAUUCUGUUCAUACUUCUCCGAUGGAAGGGAUUUUGACCUAUGUGAAAGAGCAAUCCACUGUUCCAUACUUUACAACCAAAAUGACAGGGAAGCAUGAUUCUUCACCAACUUCUAAAGCUUACUUAACAGCCAAGGGAACUACUUCAGCCUUUUACUUUCCGGAUGAACUCGUAAGGACCAGUAUCCACCCCAAAAGUGCUUUCAGCACAACUGAGUCAGUGGUCAAGAUUGCAGAGUCCUCCCUAUUCCAAAGUAGCGCACUACCACUGCUUGUUCCUUCAGCUGUAUCACUUACUUCUGUAUUUUCAGCAAAAGUUCCUUUAACGAGUGAAAAAGAAGUAACCCAAACACCAAAAACUGAUACUGGUACAAUUCAGACAUCAUUUUUAACAUCAGCUGAAAAGGCUAGUGACUUGACUUUAAGCAAAAAACCUCUGUUUUCUACCUCUAAAAUUACUGCAGCUUUGUUGCCAUUAUCAACCAUAAAGGAGGAAACACUGGAGUCCUUUCCUACUAAAAAGUCAAAAACUGAUUUGACUACCACAAAGCUGACAUUGACUUCUUCUCAGACGCUUACAGCACCUAGCACACCAUUUCAUGUAUCAGAAUCAACAUCUCCUUCCUUGUCUAUACUGGAAGCACCAAAAACUUCAGUCGUGAGUCAAACAGACUCAGAAGAGGGAGCCUUUUUAACACCAAUAGUAUCAACAGCUUUCACAUCAAUGGGCAAAAGUGCUACAGAGAAGAUUUCAAUUUUGUCGAAGCAAGUGCCACUUUCCACUAUUUCUUAUAGUUCAACAUUCCCUGCAUUUAGAGUGACACCAGCUACCCCACAUUUUACAACUACAACUGAAACAGCACCCAUAGGAAUAAGUGGUCUCACAACACAGAGUGUCACAAAAUCAUUAGCAGAGAAAACAGCAGGAAUAAGAGAAUCCAUAACAACAUCCUUACUUUCAGUGCCUUCUGUUGCUUCAGAUACAAAGAGCAUGAUUCCUGAAAUACCAGACACCCAUGGACAAAUACUUGUUACAAAGCUUCCUCUAUCAACUUCAACUAUGAAACAUUCACCUAUUUCUCCUGCUUCUCUUGGUUCUACCAUCCUAACUAAAGUAUCCGAGACACCAUCUAUAACGGGGGUGCCUACCCCUUCAACAAGCUCUUUGUUAUCAGCAUCAGUACAUCUAAAUGCUACAGUAGCCACACCAGUUCCCACUUAUUUACCUGCCAAACCAAUUUUUGAUUCUACUGCAGAAUAUUCUGUGGGAGUAACCACUGUUGAAACUGUCUCAGGAGUUACAGGUUCAGUUUACAUGCCAUCUAGAGAAACUGCAACAUCACCAACAUGUAUACCGAUCACAGAGAACGAGUGCAUAAAAUACAUUUGCUUAGAUGGACAACUAAUCCAAGUUAACAAAUCACAGAACUGUCCAUACAAUGCAAAACAACCCAGCUGUGGAUUUCUUGGAUUUGCUAUUCAGAUUAAUGGAGAUAAAUGCUGCCCAAAAUGGGAAUGUGCAUGUCGAUGCACAUUUUUUUCUGAUCUCAGCUUUAUCACCUUUGAUGGGCACUACUUGACCUUAUUUAAAGAAGCAUCUUAUGUUGUCAGCCAAACUCAAGAUGAAACUAUAAGUAUCUAUGUUAAGGACUGCAGAAAUACUCAUAUGGGCAUUUUAACCUCUACUAAGCUGUGCCUAGCAAUGUUGCAUUUAACAUAUUUGUCUAACCAGAUUAUCAUUGACCGCUUAAACCGAAAGAUAGCUGUUAACUCAAGAUAUGCAUGGCCUACUAUUAGAAAAUACGGAUUUAAAAUUGAGGACACUGGCUUCAUGUAUACUAUUGAAACCCCAGCAAAUAUUAGAAUUCAGUGGUUUCAUACCACUGGUGUGAUGGUAAUCGAGCUUAAUGCAACCACUGAUCCAAAAGCAAUGGGACUGUGUGGUUUCUGUGAUGGAAGCUCAACAAAUGACCUCAUGCUACCUAACAGGACUGUUUUAACCACUAGUGAUGCAUCAGUUAUCUUUACAGAUAGCUGGCAGGUGCCAAACUCACUGAAGUAUAUUGGAGAACAGAGAACCCAUGAAACUAACUGUUCAGUCAUGGACUGCUCACCUUGUUUAAAUAUGCUGUUGAACCAGAGCUUCAGCAGUUGCCAUCCUUAUGUUUCUCCAGAUUCCUUUUGUGAGUUGUGGGUCCAAGACAAGGAAUAUAUUCAGAAUCCGUGCAUAGCAUUGACUGCUUAUGUUGCCAUGUGUAACAAAUUUAGUAUCUGCAUAGAAUGGAGGAGUUCCAACUAUUGCUCCUUUCUCUGCCCAGAAGGUUUCUCCUAUAAGGCUUGUAUAUCUGCCUGUGACACACCAAGCACUUGUCAGAAUAUGGAACCAAUACCUCGGGAUUCAGACACUUGCUUAAUACUGACUGAGGGCUGUGUCUGUGCAGAAGAAACCAUCUUUCAUCGUGUUCACUCUGCUCUUUGCAUCCCAGAGGAAAAGUGUGCUUGCACAGACAGUUCUGGAGUUCCCCAUGCACUGGGAGAGACUUGGAAAACUUCUCAGAGUGGAUGCUGCAUACACAAAUGUAUUGACAAUGAGACCAUUGCUCCUGUGGAAUACAACUGCUCAGUUAGUUACGACCUAGAAUGCAAGCGCUUUGGGGAAGUAGCCUUAAUUGUCCCUGAUGAUCAGUCUUGUUGUCACCAGAAAGUCUGUACUUGUAAUCAGAGCCUCUGUGAAACAUAUAUUCCUGAAUGCAAAGGUCUGGAGAAAUUGGCAACCUAUUAUCAACAUGAUUCCUGCUGUCCUAAUUACAGCUGUGAAUGUGAUCCAGCAAAAUGUGAAUCCAUGGAACAAAUUCCAAACUGCAGGGCAGAUCAAACCCUGAUUGCUGCCCAUGUGGAAGGCACCUGCUGUGUAUCGUAUAUCUGUGCAUGUGGUGUUUGCUCUGAUCAAAUUCCCGAGUGUCAAGAAGGAGAGGUCCUUACUGUGGAUGGCAAUACUACUGACAGAUGUUGUCCUGCUUACCAGUGUAUAUGUGAAACCUAUCGUUGUCCAGAAUUUAAGUGUGUAUUAGGGAUGUCCUUGGUAGAAGUGUGGAGUCCAGAAAAGUGCUGUCCAUAUCGUACAUGUGAGUGUGCAUGUGACACAAUUCCUAAGACUCAGUGUAAACUGGGAGAGAAAGCAAUUUUAGAUGAACAAUUCCAGAACAGCACAGAAAAUAUUUGUCACUGCAUGAAGUACAAAUGUUGUAAAGACAAAGUGUGCCUGAAUGAUGAGAGAGGUGUUCUGCUACCAGGACAGUCUAUUGUUCAACAUUCACCUGAUGGUGUUUGCCACACUUCCUAUUGCACAAGGAUAAUUGAUCCUGUUACCAAGUACUAUCGGAUAAAUAUCUCCACUAUAGAUUGUGCAGCAAGGUGCAAAUCUCACCAAGUGUAUGAAUCUCCAAAAGAUUUAACAACCUGCUGUGGAAAAUGCAAGAAUGUGUCUUGUAUUCAUGCUUUCAGCAAUGGAACCAUUUCACAUUUUAAGCCUGGCAGCACUUGGAUUUCGAACUGUGUCAGAUAUGACUGCACAAACACACCAAUUGGACCUGUUCUAAUUACGUCGUCCAUCAGCUGUCCACCCUUUAACGAAACAGAGUGUGUGAAGGUUGGAGGAUAUAUUGUACCAUUCCUAGAAGGAUGCUGCAAAACAUGCAAAGAAGAUGGAAAAUUCUGUAAAAAGGUGACUGUUAGGAUGACAAUACGCAAGAAUGAUUGUCGAAGUAACACACCGGUAAACAUUGUUUCCUGUGAUGGAAAAUGCCCUUCCGCAAGCAUAUAUAACUAUAAUAUCAAUACAUAUGCAAGAUUCUGCAAAUGCUGCAGGGAACUUGGACUGCACAGGCGAAAUGUGCAACUGUACUGCAGUGGCAACUCAACAUGGGUCAGCUAUACAAUUCAAGAACCCACAGACUGUUCUUGCCAGUGGUCAUGAGACAAUGCUAAAGGAAGUCCGUGUUCUCAACAUCUUUGGAGGAAAUGAAUAUUAUUCCCAGAGUGAUAACAAGAGUAUUGAUAUCUCAUCCUUUAACAAUACAAAUGUCUAUAGUUACAAAAAUCCACCAUUUAAAUAUAAAUAAACACUGUGUUCUGGACUGCUCUACUUAACAGAAUGUUAAGCAAUGAUGUUAUAUUUUUAGAACACCAUCCCACAAGAUAUGUGCUUCUUUGGAACAUUCAGUAUUUGGAGUUUGGUUCAUGCGAUA
Molecule: messenger RNA, 10699 nt
Organism: Elgaria multicarinata webbii
Lineage: Eukaryota; Metazoa; Chordata; Lepidosauria; Squamata; Anguidae
Gene: OTOG
Product: otogelin
Exons: 56
Coding region: 1-10428 (3475 amino acids)
Biological process (GO): L-arabinose metabolic process
Cellular component (GO): extracellular matrix
Molecular function (GO): protein binding; alpha-L-arabinofuranosidase activity
Source: RefSeq, a predicted model, not a curated record